UCUAUCUCUUGGAGUAAUCAGCAGAUAACAAUGACUUCACCAAAUAAAGCACUAGAGCUACAGCUUCAAAUGAAGCAAAAUGCUGAAGAGCUGCAUGAUUUUGUGAGAGAAUUAGAAAGCUGGGAAAAAGAUAUCAAGCAGAUGGAUUCUGAAUUGAGGAAACAGAGUGGUGCCACAGAAGAGAAUUUACCACCAAUUCGAAAUGAGGCAUAUAGGAAAAAGAAGAACAAAGCUAGAACACCUUCUAAGAGAACUACAGAGGAAAACAAAAAAAACAAGAUCAAAUCUUAUGACUAUGAAGCAUGGGGAAAACUUGAUGUGGACAAAAUACUUGAAGAACUUGACAAAGAAGAUAGUACUCAUGAUUCGUUAUCUCCAGAAUCGGACUCGGAAGAAGAUGGAAUUCAUAUAGAUGAAGAAAAAGCUCUUGCUGAGAAAGAAAAGGGCAAUGUGUACUUUAAACAAGGAAAGUAUGAUGAAGCAAUAAAAUGUUACACAAAGGGGAUGAAUGCUGAUCCAUACAAUCCAGUCCUACCCACAAACAGAGCAUCUGCUUUCUUUAGAAUGAAGAAGUUUUCUGUUGCUGAAUCUGACUGCAAUUUAGCACUUGCGCUAAAUAAGAAUUAUACAAAGGCAUAUGCCAGGAGAGGAGCUGCUCGCUUUGCUUUGCAAAAUUUUGAGGGGGCCAAAGAAGAUUAUGAAAAGGUUUUAGAACUGGAUCCAAAUAACUUUGAAGCAAAAAAUGAACUCCAGAAAAUAGAUCAGGCUCUAACAUCAAAAGAUAAUUCACAACAAAAAGAAACAGAUGAAGUUGGAAAGAAGCCUGAAUUAACAGAUGAAGAAAAGAAGCAAAUUGAAGAACAGCAGCUCAAGCAGAAAGCUAUUGCAGAGAAAGACUUGGGAAAUGGAUAUUUCAAAGAAGGAAAAUAUGAAGCAGCAAUAGAAUGUUAUACACGUGGCAUAGCAGCAGAUGGCACCAAUGCACUUCUGCCAGCUAACAGAGCUAUGGCCUAUCUCAAGAUUCAGAAAUAUGAAGAGGCAGAAGCAGACUGCACACAAGCUGUGCUACUAGAUGUUUCCUAUUCUAAAGCUUUUGCCAGAAGAGGUACUGCCAGAGCAGCAUUAGGAAAACUAAAAGAAGCUAUGCAAGAUUUUGAAACAGUUUUGAAGCUGGAACCUGGCAACAAACAAGCAACGAAUGAACUAACCAAAAUACAGAACGAAUUAGCUGAGAAAGGUCUGUGGAUUUACCAGGAAUGUCCUGAACGAUCAGCAGAAGAAGCAGAAAUAAGAAACCUAGUGCUACCCAUUGAUAAACCCUUGCAUCUUAGGUCAACUAAACCUUUGAGAAGAAUAUUCAUUGAAGAAGUUGGUGAUGAGAUGCAGAAUAUUGAUUUGCCUAACCCUAGUACUCUAGCCAAUAAUUGGAUUAAUUCUACAAACAUCGAAACAACAAAGAAUCAAAGUCAAAAUGACCUCUUAACCUCAUCUGAUACUCCAAAAGCAAAACAAUUGAAAAUAGAAGAAAUCAGUGAUAGACCAGCCUGUCAAGUUCCUACCAAUAUGAAAGAUAUGUCAUCAGCUACACCUCAGUUCUCCAGUCUGAAAAAUCAUCUAGACAAAGAAAAUAAAAUAUCACUUCCCGUGUCUACAUCUGAUGUCCCUGCAAUCCCUGCAAAUUCAUUCCAGCUUGAAUCUGAUUUCAGAAAAUUGAAAGGCUGCCCAGAUAAGAUGUACAUGUACCUAAAGCAAAUAGAGCCUUCGCUUUACCCUAAGCUGUUCCAAAAAUCCUUAGAUCCAGAUGUCUUUAACCAGAUUUUGAAAAUUCUGCAAGACUUUUACAUUGAGAAAGAGAAACCAACGCUUAUCCUUGAAAUUCUCCAGAAGCUAUCUGAAAUAAAAAGAUUUGAUAUGGCAGUGAUGUUUAUGUCAGAUUUGGAGAAAAAAACUGCACAUGCAUUGUUCAGUUACGUGAACCAAUCAGGAUUGGAGAACAAUACUGUUGAAGAGCUGAAGAAGAAAUACGGUGUUCAGUAUUAAUGAGAUUAUUGAUGUUACAUAUUUUAUAUAUGUGAAGUAGUCUGAUUCUGCACCUAUUCUCUGAGCAACUUAUCCUGAAGUCAGUGGAAGAAUUACAUCCAUAAAGUUGCAUUUAUAUAGGUAAUGAAAUCCUUAUAACAGACAUAACCAAACGGCAAGUGCCUAGAAAGAAUAAUGGCUUAUGUACCAAUUCUUCAGUUGUGUCCAUUAUUUCAGCGCCCUUUUGUUUCCAGUGUGACCCCUUUCCCCCCCAGGCCUACGUGCCCACUUGAGCAGAAUGAACUAUAGGAUUAGGGCAAUAGACUCUGGGUUAUUCAGAAAUAAAAUUAAUUAUUUAUAAACUGUGAGUUUUGGUAAGAAUGAUUAACUUGAUGAUUACAAGAUCAGCAUGAGUUUUAUUUUGGGAAAUAAACUGAACAGUGUUUAAUUCAAAAUACCAAAAUUGGCUGGUAUAACGUAUUUUAACAUAAAAUGUACUACUUAACUUACAUUUCUCAGAUUAGCUAAAUUUAGCUUUAAAUAGAUGCUAUGCGGGACAAUAUGAAAACUUCAGCUGAUGCUCAGCAAACUUGAGGUCUUAUUGUCAAUAAAUUCCAAAUGUCUUUUGCUGACUUCUGGGCACUGACAGCUGAACUGCCCCAGUGAACCUCAACCUCUGCAGCAGUACAAAAGGAAGCUCUAUUAAGUGACGAGAUACCAAACAAUAAAAGGUUUAAAAAUAUUCACUAAGACCCUAAAUUGCACCUGUGGCUGAAUGAAAAUAUAUAAAAUGUGAAUAUAUAUCAUACUGUACGGAGGGCACAAUUCUUAACAUAGUUCUAUCAAUCCAUCCCCUUUACAAGUUGGGCCAGUAGUUCUGCAGCUGAAGCUUUGGGGUGCUUCUUAUGGGCUGUUUUAAGCAGAAUAAUAAUGCAGCAUGGAGAGGACAAAGGAAUAGAGUAAUGGUAAUACACACAUCUGUGAGGAAAUGUCAGAUAGCAAAGGCACUACAAGCAGAACCUCCUAUCUGCGUAACCAAACGACGAAAAAAUGUAUUACAGCCUUAGCAUGGAGAGAGAUAGUAGAAAACAGCUGCACUAAAUUCCCAUUUUCAUGUUCUGGCAUAGUUUUGGAAGUGUGACCAACACUUACUAACAUUCUUUCUAAGCCGGUUUGCUCUCCCCUUGGCUAUCCUUGGUUAAGCAAUAACAAAGUGGAGUCAGAAGAAUUGUUAUUCAUUGAAAGAAUAUAUUGAUCACUUUGUUCAGCAAUGCCAUUUCAUGGAGGGGUUAAUGCUUUGCCCAUAAUCAUACAGAAGACUUAUAACAUUCACAGAAAGAAUUCAAACUUCUUUCUGACUUAGAGAGGAUAAUUGGCUGGUUAAAUCUGGAAGUCCUGAGUGGUCCUAAACUCUUAAGGUUUUUUCAGCACUUUAGUGGUAACUGAUUACAAUUGUUAAAUUAUUUAGUUUUUAAUUCUCCAAGUUGGAUAUAAUCUAAAGAAAAAAUAUAUGCAAGGCAACCUUCUUGUUCAGUGUUUGUACAGCUAUAAUAUAAUGAGGCCCUACUGGGGCUCCUAGGCAUUAUGAUAAAAAUAAAUAAUUCAUAACAGUUGGACCAGCUCCUCAGUUGUGCCCAGGCAGUGCCUGAUGCUGCUGGGAGGGACAAGGGAGAACAAAGGUAACAAUGUCCCACCACUUUACCUGGAGCUAAUCCAGCCAAUAUUGUCAUUAGGGAAAUGUCAGGAUCUUAUUUCAGAGCUAAUGAACCUUUACAGAGGAAAUCCUACUUGUAGCCUCUCUACCACCUUAAUUCUGCUCCCUAUUGUAUGUAUAUGUUAUGAGUAAGUUAAAUGAUUGCAUAGCAUUUUUUUUCUGCAGUACCUCCCAGUCUCAAUCAAUGCAGAAAAGUUUGUGUGUGCUUCCUGAAUGGAUAACUAUGCAGUAUUUCUUUUUAUCCUUGUUUUCUGAGUAGCCCUCAUAUUUGUCACACUUUCAAAGGGACCUGUGCUUUUGAAAAUCACACCCUUUAUUCUAAGGGCCGCAUUCAGGUUGCACAGACAAACUUAAUUCUGGUAGUUUCUAUCUUUUGAGUGCUUGAUUUUUCAGUCUGUGGUGUUUUUAAAUAACUUUGUAAAAAUCUAGAACAGCUAACAAACCAAUAAAACUUAAGUAGAACAAGAUGGACAUAGCCAAA
Molecule: messenger RNA, 4214 nt
Organism: Pelodiscus sinensis (Chinese soft-shelled turtle)
Lineage: Eukaryota; Metazoa; Chordata; Testudines; Trionychidae
Source: RefSeq, a predicted model, not a curated record